Messenger RNA from Phaeoacremonium minimum UCRPA7, 288 nucleotides. RefSeq names its product putative polysaccharide synthase protein. NCBI's taxonomy places the organism in Eukaryota, Fungi, Ascomycota, Sordariomycetes, Togniniales, Togniniaceae. Bases 1 to 288 code for a protein of 95 amino acids. The record is from RefSeq and is a predicted model, not a curated record. The transcript is spliced from 3 exons.
AUGAUCGAGCGCCUUCUGCGUCCUGUCUUCACUACGAUCCAGUUCUAUGCCUGGAUUGUGACUUUCUACCAGUACCCACUGAUUGGAUUCAUCAUCUUGGGACUCUAUGUUCGACCGAUGAUCCGCACCUACACUGGCUUCUUGCGCAAGUACCCUUACUGCCGCCGCCAGCUGUUGGCCGCGUUCCUCGUCGACUACUGCUUCCCCAUCCUGGACCUGUACGCCUGGGCCACCAUUGAUGAUAUGGGCUGGCUCACCCGGGAUCUGGGUACUGUUAAGGAGGAUUAA